GUCUGACUUACUAUUGGUGUGCUGAGUUAGGCCUGCCCGUCGCCCACUGAAAAGCUCUGUAUCUUGUCCUGAUAGUUUAAAGUAAUAUUUGGUCUAAAGAUUGAGAACACAUGUAAAACGAGGAGAUGACACAUAGUGCUUGCAUGCAAGAAUCCAAAAGUUCAAUGAUGAAACCAUUCCAGUUGGCACUUCAGGGACAUCUCCACGGUAACAGUCAGCGAUCUUCGGAGAACGAAGAUGGGCAACUCCGGGCGGAGCUCGAGAACUUGGAACUGUGGGCCAAAUUUCAAGCUGUCAACAAUGAAAUGAUUGUUACAAAGAGUGGCAGAAGGAUGUUUCCAGUGGUGCAGCUCCGCUUCAGCGGCUUGGAACCCCGCGGUAUGUAUUCGAUAUACCUCGAGUUCGUCCAACUGUCUGGGCAUCGUUGGAAAUACAUGAACGGAGACUGGGUUCCGGGUGGAAAGGCUGAGCCGGCGCCACAGCAAGCAGUGUAUAUCCACCCUGAAUCACCAAAUUUCGGCUCUCACUGGAUGGAGUCCUCCGUAUCUUUUGCUAAGGUGAAACUGACAAACAAGCCAAGCGCUCCUCAAGGACAGAUAGUUCUAAAUUCUCUUCACAAAUACGAACCAAGAGUCCAUAUCGUCAAGGUAACCACAGAAGAUGACGGACAGCACGUUGGCACGUUCAACUUUCCAGAAGCCGAGUUUGUGGCUGUUACUGCUUAUCAAAAUGAAGAGGUUACAGCACUGAAGAUAAGACAUAAUCCUUUUGCUAAAGCUUUUCUCGAUGGCCGGGAAAGGACAGAACAUCAAGUUAAAGUAGAAGUAGCAGAAACCUCAAAUGAGAUUCAAAUCCAACCGAUCAACCAAAGUGAGUAG
Molecule: messenger RNA, 878 nt
Organism: Limulus polyphemus (Atlantic horseshoe crab)
Lineage: Eukaryota; Metazoa; Arthropoda; Merostomata; Xiphosura; Limulidae
Product: brachyury protein-like
Exons: 5
Coding region: 126-878 (250 amino acids)
Biological process (GO): mesoderm formation; heart morphogenesis; regulation of transcription by RNA polymerase II
Cellular component (GO): nucleus
Molecular function (GO): RNA polymerase II cis-regulatory region sequence-specific DNA binding; DNA-binding transcription factor activity, RNA polymerase II-specific
Source: RefSeq, a predicted model, not a curated record